UCCAAUUGUCUCAUUCCAUCAAAAAGGGCUUCCAAUAUUUGCAAUGAGAAGCUCACCAACCAUGGCCAAUCUUUGGCCACGCCUCGGCGUCGCCUUAGCCGUUUGCCUAGCUACCGCCAGUAUCGCUGUCGGUGAGAAGCCUAAUUACUUCCAUGACGUCUCAGCUCCACUGUCUUCGCCUUUCAAACAGACACCACCUUAUUAUUACAAGUCUCCUCCCUCGCCAUCACCGUCCCCAUCACCACAAUAUGUUUACAAAUCUCCACCUCCUCCAUAUAUUUAUAAGUCUCCACUACCUCCUUCACCAUCGCCGUUGCCUCCUUACAUCUAUAAGUCUCCGCCCUCGCCUUCUCCAUCACUUCCACCUCCUUACGUGUACAAAUCUCCCCCUCCACCUUCUCCAUCUCCGCCGCCACCGUAUAUUUACAAAUCACCACCUCCUCCUUUGCCAUCACCUCCGCCGCCGUACAUCUAUAAGUCUCCACCACCACCCUCUCCCUCACCACUACCACCAUAUAUCUACAAAUCUCCACCUCCACCUUCUCCUUCUCCCCCUCCGCCAUACAUCUAUAAGUCCCCGCCUCCCCCUUCUCCGUCACCACCACCUCCUUACAUCUACAAGUCUCCACCUCCACCUUCUUCAUCUCCACCACCUCCAUACGUCUAUAAGUCUCCAUCUCCUUCGUCACCGCCUCCUUACAUGUACAAUUCCCCUCCACCACCAUCUCCAUCACCACCUCCUCCAUACGUGUAUAAAUCCCCACCACCACCAUCUCCAUCGCCUCCACCUCCAUACAUCUACAAGUCCCCGCCUCCGCCUUCUCCAUCACCGCCACCACCGUACAUCAAUAAGUCCCCACCGGCGCCAUCUCCAUCACCACCUCCACCAGACAUCUACAAGUCCCCACCGCCGCCUUCUCCAUCUCCGCCUCCUCCUUACAUCUAUAAGUCACCUCCCCCACCAUACAUCUACUAAUAAUGACAACCUCGGGCCUCGACUUCACCUCCAUGUCCCUAUUUCUACAAGUUUUGUCAUCUUCGUCCACAGGCGUGAUUGUAUACUGAAAUCAUACUUUGGGUCUUACAUGUUAUGAAAUAAGCGAGUACGUUGUGGACAUGAUGUUGCAGAGUAUUCUCGGUUUCGAUUUUCCUUCUUUUCUAUUGUUACAUUGAUGAUGAUCGUAAUAAUAAUGUACUUCGGUAUGAUAUUAGAGAGCAACGAUAUCUUCAUGGUA
Punica granatum (pomegranate) is the source of this 1235-nucleotide messenger RNA. NCBI's taxonomy places the organism in Eukaryota, Viridiplantae, Streptophyta, Magnoliopsida, Myrtales, Lythraceae. The record is from RefSeq and is a predicted model, not a curated record.